Danio aesculapii is the source of this 923-nucleotide messenger RNA. RefSeq names its product crystallin, beta A1, like 2 (gene cryba1l2). The coding region runs from base 50 to 670 and encodes 206 amino acids. Gene Ontology annotation, molecular function: structural constituent of eye lens. The record is from RefSeq and is a predicted model, not a curated record. The transcript has 5 exons. NCBI's taxonomy places the organism in Eukaryota, Metazoa, Chordata, Actinopteri, Cypriniformes, Danionidae. Gene Ontology annotation, biological process: visual perception; lens development in camera-type eye.
UGCAUUUGAAGAAGUUUUCAAGUUUUUCCUUCUGUGCAGGAAAAAAAAGAUGAACCGAGUUACUGCGAUCCAAACAAACCCAUCAGCAUCCGGCAUUGACAUGGCUCCUUGCUUUAAGGUGACCGUGUUCGAGCAGGAGCAUUUCCAAGGCAAGUGUCAGGAGCUCACCUCUGAGUGCCGCAACAUCCAGGAGCGUGGGUUUGACAACAUCCGCUCUAUCCGUGUGGAGAGCGGCGCCUGGGUGGGAUAUGAGCACCACGACUUCCAGGGGCAGCAGUUUGUCCUGGAGAAAGGAGAAUACCCGCAGUGGGAUGCCUACAGUGGCAAUCUGGGCUACCAUGUGGAGAGGAUGAUGUCCCUGCGCCCCAUCUGCAGCGCUGUCCACCAGGACAGUCGGAUGACCAUCUUUGAGAAGGAGAACUUCAUGGGCCGCAGUGUGGAGCUGUGUGAUGACUACCCAUCUCUGCAGGCCAUGGGCUGGUGCGACAAGCAAGUGGGCUCCAUGCAUGUGCAGUGCGGCGCCUUUGUGUGUUACGAGUACCCCGGCUAUCGAGGACAGCAGUACAUUAUGGAGUGUGACAAGCACAGCGGAGACUACCAGCACUGGAAAGAUUGGGGCUCCCACUGCCAGACCCCUCAGAUCCAAUCCAUCCGCCGGAUCCAGCAUUAAUGCCUGAAGGGGAAAGAGGGGAAAGAGGAAGGAAGUGUGGGAGCACAGUCGUGGCUUCAAUCAUUCUAGCAGCAGACACUUUAUGAGGUGCAGUGUGGUAAAUUGUAGAACGUUCACUGGUUGCACGUAUGGUUUCCAUUUAUGGGGCUCCAGUACGAAACAAACCUAAUUAAUGAAUAACAAUUAAGCACAUAUACAGAUGCAUAUCAGGAAAAGGCACACUCAUAAGUGCUCAUGAAAUCCGGGAUAAAGU